AUGGAGCAACAGGUUGAGGCCCAGGCGAGCUGCCAGGGGCUGCCUAGUGGUGGGACAUCGGCGGCCGGCCCAAGAGAGGGCUGGGUCAACAUCGGCGAGCAGACCUGGUCGGCUCUGCGGCAUGAAUGGAAGUACAAAUCGCCCAAUGAUAAAAAGGGGGGCACGCCACAAGACAGCGAGAAGCCCAAAGAGAAGAAGCGCAUCGAUCCCGAUGUAAUCUAUACCGACGUCACCUCACGAGGGCAGUUGUCGCAACCAGUGCCGCUGAGCGAUCUGGUGAACGUGCUUACGUGGGUGUGGGAAACCGACUCGAACUGGUAG
Acanthamoeba castellanii str. Neff is the source of this 321-nucleotide messenger RNA. RefSeq lists its product as uncharacterized. The record is from RefSeq and is a predicted model, not a curated record. The coding region runs from base 1 to 321 and encodes 106 amino acids. Lineage: Eukaryota; Discosea; Longamoebia; Acanthamoebidae. The transcript is spliced from 2 exons.